AUGUACACCACUCGCGCCCUCAACAGCCUAUCGAGGCGCUAUAUCUGCGCACAAUGCCGACACUUCUCCUCCAGCAAGCCUACCUUAGCGCAAGCAGCAGAAGUCAAGAAGCUGGGUGUAAUUGGUGCAGGUCAGAUGGGACUGGGAAUCGCUCUGACGGCAUCGCGAAUGGCCAAAGUACCAGUUACAGUCGUGGACAACUCUCAGCAAAGCCUGGACAAAGGCAUGUCUUUCGCCGAUAAAUUGCUCGCGAAGGACGUCCAGAAAGAGAAGAUUUCCCAAUCAGAUUCAGAUUCCACCCGACAACGGCUACAGACGACCACCAAGAUGGAUGAUCUAGGAGAUAUGGAUAUGGUAAUUGAAGCGGUGCCGGAGAUCAUUGAACUGAAGAAGUCCAUCUUUUCCUCCUUGGCUCAGAUAUGUCCUCCGCACGCGAUCCUAGCAACCAACACGAGCUCGAUAUCGAUCACACUCAUAGCUGCUGCGACCACCAAAGACCCCAAGGACCUCUCAGCUAGCUCAAGAGUCGUCAGCACGCACUUCAUGAACCCAGUGCCGGUCCAGAAAGGUGUCGAGAUUAUCUCUGGCCUCCAGACAUCCGCCGAAACACUCGCAACUGCCAUUGCCUUCUGCGAGAAGAUGGGCAAAAUCACUUCUACCUCAGCUGACUCACCCGGCUUCCUUGCAAACCGGAUAUUGAUGCCAUAUAUCAACGAGGCGAUCAUAUGCUUGGAGACGGGAGUUGGCGAUGCGAAGAGCAUCGACGAUAUCAUGAAGAACGGAACGAACGUGCCUAUGGGUCCGUUGACGUUGGCGGACUUCAUUGGGUUGGAUACGUGUUUGAGUAUCAUGGAGGUGCUGCACGCGGGGCUGGGUGACAGCAAAUACCGGCCUGCGGUGAGGCUGAGGCAGAUGGUUGAUGCUGGAUGGCUGGGCAAGAAGAGUCGGAAGGGUUUCUAUGAGUACUGA
Saxophila tyrrhenica is the source of this 969-nucleotide messenger RNA. RefSeq lists its product as uncharacterized. The coding region runs from base 1 to 969 and encodes 322 amino acids. Gene Ontology annotation, biological process: fatty acid metabolic process. Gene Ontology annotation, molecular function: oxidoreductase activity, acting on the CH-OH group of donors, NAD or NADP as acceptor; NAD+ binding. The transcript has a single exon. The record is from RefSeq and is a predicted model, not a curated record. NCBI's taxonomy places the organism in Eukaryota, Fungi, Ascomycota, Dothideomycetes, Mycosphaerellales, Extremaceae.